AGGGAGGAGGGAGUUUCACUCAGCCUGUCAGAGUCUCUCAUGUCAUAUUUCUGCCCUCGGGAGCUGACCUCUGUCUCUGUGUCUGGAAAAUAAGCUGGAAAAACUAAAAUGGAAUAAGGGAAAAUUGCCCUCUGGAAAAGAGUCCAAACAACACACCUCCUUCUCCUCCUCCUCUUCCCUCUUCCUCCUCCUGCUCCUGCUGCACCACAGACAGGAGAACUGAAGAGGAGAAGGGAGAAUGAAAGACGUUUUUAAUUUGCUCCCACAGAACACAGUAAAAAGACGGCUGAAGCUUGUGUGCCGAAGUGAGGGCUGUGGAAGGACUGAGAAGAUUUAUGCAUUUAAUUGUACAGCCUGAACUAUUUUGGUUUUUCUUUAAGGGGAAAGAGCAGAGAGGAGGGGGAAAGGAGAGUAGAACGAGGAGUGGUGAGAUGAGAUGACUACAGGGACAGGAGUAAAGAAGAGAAGAGUUGAAGAAGAGGAAGCAGAAGGCUGGGAGCUAGGAUUAUGUUAUCAUUAAACUGGGGAAAGAUGAGGAACUGAUUUGACCUUUCCAGGAGAAUAUACUGAUCUCUCUCUGUCAUAAUAUGAGCACUCCAACACCCGGAAGCACAAACAUGGAGGUGGAGAUGGGACCCCAGGAGAUGGCAAUGCUUAGCAACCUUUUGGCUGCUUACACAUUCAUUGCAGACCAACCUGAGAGAACAGCUCUGGUGUUUCUCGGCGGUGUGUGUGUUGGCCUCCUGGUCACGCUGUGCGCCAUCGUCUUCCAGAUACACUGUCGAGCAGACUGCCACUAUGGCAACAGCAAUGACCUUCAAAAUCGCCAAAGGGUCAGACAUCAUCGUCGCCAGCACAUCUGUGCCCUCCCUCAGCCCAGUGACGGCAACCCAGACAGCGCUGCUGCUGUGAUUGUGGCCUCCGGAGCGACUGGGCACACUGGGGACUGUGAGCCAGAGGACUGGGAUGACACGUGUGAUCUGUCGGCACGGCGACGCAGGCGCUUCGAGAGAGCUCUGCUGAAUGCCACCAUGUUCACAUCUUCUGAGGAGCUGGACCGGGCGCAGCGACUUGAGGAGCGAGAACGGGUUCUCCGAGAGAUCUGGAUGAAUGGACAACCAGAUAUCAGCACAGUGACUCAAAGUCUCAACAGAUACUACUGAUGGAUAUCUAAAAAGACAGAUAAUUCAGACUAGGAGAAAUAAAACCGAACAAUGUGCAAGUAGACAGAUGGGUGACAGGCGCAGAAAACUGAACAUUAAAAAUAAACCAUUAAACUAUUUACACUGCAGCAGUGAGCCUCUGUACUAGGAGAUGACACUGGUUUGGUUGAGGGGCUGAACAAGAAGAGAAGACUCAAUUGAAUUUUUCAAAGACUGUUUACCAACAAAGCGAUUGUUUGUGGCUGAAACUCAAUAUAUUCUGGACUAUGUGACUGCUACCAUUAUUUGCUGGGAUAUUUUCACUUUUCUGUUUCUACCAGGCACUCUUCAGCAGUACAUGAAAAGCAACAGAGGGGAAUAACAAUCUCAAAGGCACAGUUUUAAUUUGUAUUGUAGUAGUGUUGCAAUUUUCUCAACUGACUUUUAUUGUCAGUGAACUUGCAAAAAACAAUUAGACGGGAAUGUCCUCUUCCAAACGAUCAUGGAAACUCCAUGGAAACAUGAUGAUAUACAUACUGGUGCUUUUACUACUACAUUCAUCUAGUUGCACACUGACUAACAUGGAACACGUAAAGCAGGAUUACCAGCUCUGUUGGGAAGCAACUAAGUGUUGCACCCCAUUAUGACAAUCCUCAUUCUGAGUUAUUGCAAAGAAUGACUAACUUUAAUUUUAAUGUUUUAUUAACUUUGUUUUCACAUAUUGAUUAAACUGCAGAAUUUAAGCCAUAAAA
Molecule: messenger RNA, 1894 nt
Organism: Girardinichthys multiradiatus
Lineage: Eukaryota; Metazoa; Chordata; Actinopteri; Cyprinodontiformes; Goodeidae
Product: protein eva-1 homolog A-like
Exons: 4
Coding region: 588-1163 (191 amino acids)
Source: RefSeq, a predicted model, not a curated record